Stylophora pistillata is the source of this 6303-nucleotide messenger RNA. RefSeq lists its product as uncharacterized. The record is from RefSeq and is a predicted model, not a curated record. Gene Ontology annotation, biological process: centriole replication. Lineage: Eukaryota; Metazoa; Cnidaria; Anthozoa; Scleractinia; Pocilloporidae. Gene Ontology annotation, cellular component: centrosome.
AUAUGAAAUAAUCUUUUGAGUUGCAAUCCGCUCAUUUCUUCGUUCUUUUUUUCUGUUUUAUCUUUGAGAAAAUGCUUCGAUCGAAGGUUAAGCACCCAGAUAGAUAAUUGAGGAAUGAGUGUUGGGAUCAGCCAGGUGAAUUUCGAUGCUCAGGUGCUGGAAGACGAAGAAGAAGCAGCAUUGGAGAAGGAAGAUCAAGAAAGAGAGCAAGAGAUUCGAGAGUUGCUAGACCGUGAACUGGACGAUGGACUUCUUGAUGAUGACAAUGCUUCUUUUUCAUCACACGAUCCUCGAAGCUCAGGGUAUAGCAGAGAGACUCCAUUCUCUGAUGAGAUUUCUGAACAAGUACCUCCAGCUAUCUUUAAUAGACAAGAUUCCAAAAGGAUAAUACCAUCUGAGAAUGGGGCAUUUGAAAGACCCUCGCUAAUGACGCAGCGUGCAUUUCAGCUCGUCAGUGAAUCAGGAAAAAGCAAAGUGUUAAAUCCAAAUGAGGCACAAGAACCUUAUGAUUAUCACCCUGGACAUCAAUAUGAGAAUCAGUAUGAAACUCAAGCAUAUUAUCACAGAGAGCAGGAGAGUCCUGAUGAUGAAGGCCAUGAUCGGUACAAUCAAAAUUAUAAUGGAUAUGAAAAUGGUGUGAAUUAUUAUCAAACUUUGCCAAAUGAUGUUGAUGUUGAUCAAGGUUUUGAACAGUAUGGGAGCUAUAGUCCUCAUCAAAAUAUACAAGGAAAAGCCUCUCCACAGAAUGAUGCCAGUUACUCAAACUUAUCUGAAGACAGCAGCAAUCAUGGUGGUUACAACUUGGAUGAAGAUUAUGGAGGUUACAUUGACAAAGGAACAUAUUCACAAGCUCCAGUACAAACUCUUUAUACCCAAGAUGCAGACAAUACACAGUAUUCAAAUGAACAAAAUUUUUACAGAAUAGACACCCCUGGAAAUUAUAGAGUUCAUUAUCAUGGACACCAUGAAAGAUUUCCCCACGCAAACAACAGGGUCACCAAAAGAGAAGAACAAGGAAGAAAUGACAGUGAAAAUGGCUUUUCAGGAGAUGGUACCCAGGACACAACACAACUUCAGAUACUAUACAAAGCACGAGGCAGAAAAAUUGAAGAACUGACACAGAAGCUCCAAAACCAGGAGGAGGAGAUGGCAAAAGAGAUCCGUAUUUUAAAACACCAGAUUGCACUGAUGAAAGAUGAGCGUGAUGGCAUUGCAACAAGUCUUGAAAACUCACAGCAAAUGGUGCAAACAUGUAAUACAGAAUUGAACAACUUGAAAGGCCAACUUGCUGCCGCUUAUCAACAGAUUAAUGCUUUGAAAGAAAGUAAAGAAGAGGUGGUCAGCAAACUUCAUGUCAGUGAAACCACAAUUGACAGCUUGAACCAGCAGUUGGUUGAACUGAGUCGUUCAGAAUCCUUGACCAGGGCAAAAGAACAGCAUGAAAGUGUUACAAAUGCCAUGAAGAAAAAACAUGAGGAGCAAACCCUGACACUAAAGCAGAAACUGGAUGAAGCUAUUUUAUCAAGGGACUGCAAGAAUGAAGAAGUUAAUCAGUUGCGGGAUGAACUUGUGCAGAAAGCAGAAAUGAUCAAUUCAUUAACAAGAAGUCUUGAUUCCAGUCAAAAGCAGUGUCAAGAAAUCCUUAAGUCAGGGACAAUGUCAGAAAUUAACCAAUUACGCAUGGCUCUUCAAGAGACUUCCACUGCAAGGAAUGUUGCUGAAGGCCAGUGCAUUUCCCUCAAGCAUGAGCUGUCAGAACUUCAAGGGCAGAUCAAGAUGUAUGGAAGUGCAAGUAGGCUCGGUGUAGGAUUAGGGCCUGGAGGCCAUAAUGAGUCUUUGCCACAUCUGACUGCGAGAAACUUGAACAAAGAGAACUGGAGCACUCCAAAGUCUCACAAAAUUCCAUUGGAAGAAACAGUGAGUGAGCUGAGGAAAGAACUUGAGCACUGCUUGAUUAGUUACAAGGCCAAACAGGAACAGGUGCAUCAACUAGAGACAAACCUUGUCACCUUAAAAGAUCAGCUAAAAGAUCAGGAAAUGAAAGCUCAACGCAUGGAACAGAUUGCACAGGAACAUGAGAAUAAAUCGUUACAACUGGAGAAGAAAAUAAAAGAAAUGGAGGAUAACAAGAAAGAUCCAGAUGAGGAACACCAAAGAGUGCUUAAGGAUUUAGAAAUAACAACGAAAAACCUUCAGGAAUCCACUGCAAACCUUAAAGAGGCUCUUCAGGAGAGAGAUGAUUUGACAGAUGCGUGUGCUGAACUUAAGCAACAAAUGGCUGAGAUGGUUGCAGAAUUUGAUGAAGACAAAAGGAACAGCAUAGAAAAAUGCAGAGAAGCUUGCCUACAGCUUCAUGAGGAUGCUAAAAACUUGCUCAGAGAUCAGUUGACCCAAGAAUAUGAACAGAAAUUCCACGAGUUGAAGAAAGAGUUGGAAGAAAAUAGUGAAGAGUUGAUCAGGAUAAAGGAAUGUUAUGUACAGCUAGGCGAGGAGAGCCGCGGUUUGGAACAGAAAAUGAAGGAAGAAUUUGAGAAGGAAAAACAAUUGCUAUUGUCCGGGAGUGAAGCCAAGUUAGUCGAUGAAUUGCGGGCUUCUCUUGAAACGCAACACGCCCAGCAUCUGGAAGAGGCCCAAGAUCGGUGGAGGAGAGAAGAGAUGAAGCGAAUCAAUGAUGAAGUUAUGAAGCAAAGGGAACUGCUUCUAAAGGAUAUGGGGGAAGAAAAGUUUAAAGCAGUUGAGGAAGCUGUGUCAAAAGCUCGUAUGGAAUGGAGCAGUGAGCAAUCGUCUUACUUUGCUGAUCAGAUAGCUGCUGCUAAGAGAGAAUGGAUCAAGGAUCAUAACGAUGAAUUAGAGAAACGUUUAGCUAAUGCUAUCGAAGAAGUGAGACGAAUAUGGGACGAAGAACAAAAGCUGAAAACAAAGGAGGAGAUAGUUAAAGUACGCACAGAGUUGGAGAAAGCACACGGAGCAUCCCGUGACCAACAGCUCAACCAGGCAGUAGAAUUGGCUUUGUCUCAAGCCCGCGCGGACUGGCUGAAGAACGAAGAGGAAAUGAGACAGCGAGAGAUUGAUCAAGCUGUUGAGGUGGCCAUAACUAACGCAGUGGCUGAAGCUAAGAAGGAAUGGCAAAAGGAGAUUGUGGCUCAAGACAGCCUAUUACAGACCUCUCUCACUCAGGAAAGGCUCCGAUGGAAGAAGGAAGACGAAGCGGUGAGAACUAAAGCGAUAGAAGCUGCUGUGGCUAUUGCUGAAGUGAAGUGGUUAGAGGAGGAACAAAAGAAAAUAUCUGAAGCAGUGGAACAAGCCAUGAAGACGGCGAGGGAAACGUGGCAAGAGGAGAAGAAACGGGACAUAGCCAUGGCGGUGGAUUUGGCUAAACAAGGGUGGAUGUCUAGGAAAGAAGAUGAAGUGAACCUGGUCUUAGAGUCAGCCAGCUCUCAACUCGUCGAACAGUUUGAACAGCAGAAGAAAGAGGCUGUGGAAAAAGCUCUUGGCGAGGCACUGUUGUUAUGGGAAAAGCGAUUGUCCGAGGAAAAAGCUUCAGAAAUUGCUUCCAUUAGGGAAGAAAUCUUCAGAGAAUUUGAAGAACAAAAGAAAGCUGAAAUUAUGGAAACCUUAGAGGAAGCCAAGGAAGCAUGGACGGAGGAAUCUGAGCAACAGAAACGUAAAGAAGUCAACGAAGCUAUGGCUUACGUGGAGUCCGAAUAUAAUAAGAAUUUAGAAGACUUUAAACAUAAGACAUUGAGAGAUGCUCUCGAGCAAGCCAGGAAGCAGUGGACUACUGAAGAACUUUCACAUCGAGAGAAGAUUCUUAAGGCUCGUAUAUUAACAGCCCAAGAGGACUGGCGCAAAGAAACAGCAAAGUCUACCCAAGAAGAGAUUGACCGAGCCUUGUCCACUGCCAGGGAGGCCUGGGCAGUUAAGGCAGAUGAAAAAUUGGAGAGUCGUGUCAGGGAAAUAGAGGCGAAUGUGCGACAACAACUGGGAGCUGAAUUCCAGGAAGAAAACAAAAAACUUGUAGAUGAAGCACUUCAGGAAGCAGAGGAAAGGUUUAACCACGAAAGGAAGAAAUUAGAAGAAAACUUUCACAAUAAGGCCGACGACUCUUCACGUGGACAUUGGGAAAUUGAGAAGGCCCGCUUGUUGAAAGAACAUCAAAACUAUCUUGAACACAUGCGCACUGAAUACGAAUCCAAGCUGGCUGAUCAACGUGCAAAGAUUGAGAGGGAUCUGGACAUGAGAAUGAGAGGCGAAGUAGAGAAGGCGAGAAAUUGUUUGAAUAAAGAACAGCAAGAUGUAAUAGCCCGACUUGAGAAACAGUAUGAACAAAAAGCGAGAAAAGCAGUAGAAAACGCAAGAAUUCAGUGGGAGAAACAACAGCAACAGGAGAUCAGCAAAAGUAACGAGGAUGCUGUGAAGCGACAGCAGGAGUUACGGGAAAACGAGAGACGGGAAAACCUGUCUACCAGGGAGAACAUGAAACACGAGCUAGCCUCGGUCAAGAAGGAAUACGCGAUGGUGAUAGAGAAACUAAAGAGAGAGAUAGCAGAGGAGAAAAAGAAAAGUCAGUACAACAUGAAACGACGAGACUCGAGGGAUAAUGCUGCUCAGACCUUGCCACAAGCGAACAGCGGUAGUGACACAAGUUUCAGCAGCGUGGAUCACGAGUCAGCCACCCGUGGACUCCACGAACUACGUCAAUACUACUUGGAUACCAUCGCUAAGAUACGUGAUGACGUGUUGAAUCACGUGCACCAGACCAAGGCUAGUGCGGCCAAGAAGAUCAGAGGUGAAGUUUUAAAAGAGCGUCACUCCACGGCCAAAAAGCUUCGUAAGUACUACCUCCAAUGUCUGAAGCAACUUCUUGAGGAAGAUCGCGUGGCUCUGGAGGGUAACAGGUCUCCCAUCAGUGCUGACGAUAAGUUGAACAGAAUGGCGGAGGCUUUAAAAACGCUGAGUCCUGAUAAGGAAUCUACCGGACAGCAUUUCCAGCAACCCGAAGUGUAUGAAAGCGCUCAAACGCCUCGUUCGGCAUUAUUCACUGUGUUACGAACUUCAAGCGAACCUGACGUCCGGGACUUAAAGUCACUAUGUACGCCAACUCCCGUCAGACCACGUGACGGGCUCCCUGAUGGAGCAAGCGACACAGCUCAGCCAGUCACAACUAAAGACAGAGCAUUUACCCCCAUAUUAGGAAAGUUACCAGCAAUGGACGACUUGCUAAGAAAAAAACAGUUUGCUCCGGAAAGGGAAUAUGAAAAUUUUCCCUCUAAGAGGACAAAUAUUAGAGCCAUGAAGGCCGAUAAUUUGGUUAUUCCAGCUCUUAAGCAUGCUACAGACAUAAAUUCAAAGCACGAUGUUUCAGUACCUUCAGAUGACAAAGAAAAGCAGGUGGCCAAUGCACUUCACGAGCGUGCCUUCAAGGAUAAACCGUCUCCGUCGUACAAGAGGAAUGCUGCUUCUCCCGCUUUUUCUACGAAAUCUUACGAGUCAGACCAGUACAGUGAACUCCCCACAGUAAUUCACGUUUCAAGACGAGAAUCUAGUGGCUCAAAAGAUAGCAACAGCAGUGUUCAAAGUCGUACCUCAGAGGCAAAGGAUGACAUAAUCUCACCCAUCAGGCCACCAUCUGCGAAAAGUAGAACAACUCAUGUGUUGUCUCGUGAGAAAAGAAUACAGGCCUCAGCAGGUUUACCUUCGAAGCCUCGGAUUGAUGUUCGAACGAAACGUGUGCAAAAAUCUUAACGAUAGAGUUUCAGUUUGGGGUCAUCCACUUAUGGAACGGAGUGUGAUCAUUUCCGGAAAGAGAUAUUGAUCGUAGAGGUUUCCUCAACGUUGAUUGAACCAGGCUUUUUCACUUAGCUUCAAUUUGUUCCUCUUAGUCAAGCUAUAAAUUCCUAAAUGUCACCAAGCGAAUGAGACUGAUUGUUAAUCAAGUAAUAAGUCUUAAGAGUCUAAGUGGAAUUUCCUUCCUUUGUAGAGAAGGGUUUGCACUUCCACCCUCAGAGUGGAAAUUAAACGCCUACGCACGAGCGUGCCCAUGUAUACAAAUUGUCGAUUCGCUUUAAUAAGGACGUUUGAUUUCUCUUUGUAAAAAAAAAAAAAUAAGGGCGAAGUACACUAAAGAAAAUACAAAUAAGUAGAAAAGAAUAGUUUUUAGUCCAACUUGUAAUGGCCUAUUUUUGCAAUACUUAUCAAAAGGCAUCCCUCAGUUGGUAAGACUGUUUCUACUCCAGUUGUGUACUAGUAUUCUUUUCUCUGAGAAUCUUUAAUUUAUUGAUCAAAGUUUAUUGCAAUUUGUAA